Molecule: messenger RNA, 3987 nt
Organism: Rotaria sp. Silwood1
Lineage: Eukaryota; Metazoa; Rotifera; Eurotatoria; Philodinida; Philodinidae
Source: the annotation of a GenBank genome assembly
AUGAUGAAUACAUGCUUAUCACAGUCAACACAUCCUACUGGUCAAAUAUUAGUAACGACAAAUGUGCGACAAGCUUUAACAGACAAAUUGCAAUCGACUGACACUUUAUCAGACUCAAAAUCAUCUACCAAAGAAAAAAAUCAAUUGAUUGAUGACCAUCGUCCGACGAGAUCAUCAUCCGACUCUGGUAUAUCAAUAAUCACAAUGAAAUCAAGACUUAAAAAUAAACAACGAGGUGUACUUUCAUCAUCUAGUGAUGAUAGCAACAAUGAUAGUGUUAUGCGGAAACUUAAAAUGAAAGACAAAAAUGAUGCAACAUCUAGUCAAAACCAAAAGAAAACAAAAAGAAAUAAUAGAACUAAAAAUAAAGAGAAAGACUCUCUAACUAAACGAAAAACUGGUCGAAAAAAUAUUCGGAAAAUAAUUCACGAUAAAGAUUUAAAUGUAAAAACAAAAUAUGCUAUUGAAGUUGAGCGUCAACGUCGAAAACGUUUAGCUAAAAUACAAAAAUUAUACAAUACUACUCUACUUAGACAAUCAUCUUUUAUACCAAAUAGUAAAAGUUAUAAAUCAGAAAAGUCAAAUCUCCGUUUAAUACUCGAAUUCGAUAAAAAAACAAAUAAAUCUUAUAUUGAAGUUUCAACAAAAUUAGUUGCACAUCUAAAAAAACAUCAAUAUGAUGGAAUAAAAUUUCUAUGGAAUAACGUCUAUGAAUCGAUUGAUGCAAUAAAAACUAAAAAACAAAAUACUAAUGGUUGUAUUUUAGCUCAUUGUAUGGGUUUAGGAAAAACAUUACAAGUUAUUAGUUUUAUUCAUACUGCUUUUAAUUACAGUCACAUAACUAAAGUAAAAACAUGUCUCGUUCUUUCUCCAGUAAAUGCUGCUCUGAAUUGGUCAAAUGAAUUUAACUUUUGGUUGAAAGAUAUUGAACCAUCGAUUAAUCAUUAUCAAUUAACAACAGUUGAACCUGGUUUACGUGUUGAGUAUUUAAAUAAGUGGCAUGAAAAUGGUGGAGUUCUUAUUAUGGGUUAUCAGAUGUAUGUGCGAUUAGUAAAAGGUGUUGGAAUUAAAAAUAAAAAAAUUCAAAUUGAUGCAUAUCAUUGUCUUGUUGAUCCAGGACCGGAUAUUGUUGUUGCUGAUGAAGGUCAUAUUUUAAAAAAUUCUCAAACAUCUAUUGCAAAUUGUUUAUCAAAAAUUAAAACAUCUCGUCGGAUUGUUUUAACUGGAACACCAUUACAAAAUAAUCUUCUUGAAUAUUAUUGUAUGAUAUCAUUUAUUAAACCAAAUUUACUUGGUGAUCGAGCUGAAUAUACAAAUCGUUUCGUUAAUCCAAUUAAAAAUGGUCAACAUAGUGAUUCAAAUGAACAAGAUGUUUAUUUAAUGAAAAAACGUGCUUAUGUUUUGAAUAAACUUUUAAUUGGUAUCGUUGAUCGAAAAGAUCAUUCAUUAUUGAAAGAAUAUUUACCACCGAAAUUUGAAUAUAUCAUUAAUAUACGAUUAAGUGAUUUACAAUCAAGAUUAUAUUAUCUAUAUUUACAAGUAAAAGUUGCUCGAAAACAAUGUUCACCUAUAUUAAAGAAAGAUUUUAAAUCAGCAAAAUUAUUUGCUGAUUAUCAAUAUUUGCAAAAAAUAUGGACACAUCCAUUUUUACUCUAUCCAUAUUUUAUUGAUCGCUGGAAAAAAGGACUAGAGGAAAAUGAUGACGAUGAUGGUUUAAGUAAUGACAAUGAAUUAGAAGAUAUGUUUAUUGAUGAUAAUGAACUAGAAACUGUAUUUAUUGAUGAUGAAGAAAAUAAGUCACCAUUGGAAAAUAAUUUGAAUGAUUUUUCAAUGAACAAUAUUCGAAAUGAAGUGGAUGAAUAUAAAUCCCUGGCAUCAGAAAUAAGAAAACGUAAAACUUCCACUUCGUCGAUAGCAACACUUGAUUUUGAUUCAACAUCAACUGAUAGUGAUGAAUAUAUUGAUAUCGGUAAAGAUUAUUCAAUGCAAAACAAAUCAUCAUCAACAACUAUUGAUUCAAGCAAAACUGAUAUAGAAAAUAAUAAAAAUUCCCUAGAAGGAAUAACUUAUAAUGAUAAUGAAAAAGAAAAUUCUAUUAAACCAUGGUUAGAUGAAAUGCGUAAGCAAUUUUGGUUUCGUUACUUAGAUAGUUUGUCCAAUCAAAGUGAAUUUGAUGUAGAAUUAAGUGGAAAAAUUAUAUUAUUAAAAUCAAUUAUUGAUAAAUGCGCUGACAUCGGUGAUAAAAUUCUUGUAUUUUCACGUAGUUUAUAUUCAUUGGAUUAUAUUGAAAAGUUUCUAAAGCAUUUACACAUUCAAAAUGAAAAACAAUAUCAAACUCUUUUAUCAGAAAAAAAUAAUCGCAGUAUACCUACACCAGUGCAAUGGAUUUCUGAAAAAGACUAUUUCAGAAUCGAUGGUAAAACAAAAAUUAUAUUAAGAAAAAGUUAUAUAGAAACAUUUAAUGAUCCAUCGAAUUCACGUGUUCGAUUAUUUCUUAUAUCAACAACAGCUGGUGGUAUUGGAAUUAAUUUAACUGCUAGUAAUCGAAUUAUUGUUUUCGAUGCAAGUUGGAAUCCAAGUAACGAUGCUCAAGCAUUAUUUCGUUCAUAUCGUUUGGGUCAAAAAAAAUCAGUUUAUGUCUAUCGAUUUGUAUCUCACGGUACAAUGGAAGAAAAGAUUUAUCAACGACAAGUUGUUAAACAAUCAGUUUCAAAACGGUAUGUAAUUGAUGAUCAUCAAAUAGAUCGGCAUUUUACUCGAAAUGACAUAAAAGAAUUAUAUGAUUUUCAAUUAGAACAAUUAUCAAAAGUUCAAUCGAUAUUAACAUAUCCAAAAGAGUCAAAUACUGAUCUAAAUCUUUCAGAGUCGGAGGAUCAUCUUUUAUUUGAUCUUUUAAAUGAACAUAGACGUUGGAUAUAUUCAUAUCACUCUCAUGAUUCUUUAUUAGAAAAUAAGAUUGACGAAAAUCUCAGUCCUGAAGAACGACGUCAAGCUCUUGAAGAAUAUGAAACUUUACAACGUUUACCUAUUCAACGUCAAUCAUCUUCUCAACGUCUUCCGCCACAACAAUUAAAUUCUCUUGUUGCAAAUAAUAUAGUAAUUCACAACAUUCCAGCUCGUGCUAAAUGGAAACAAAAUGGAGUGACCAUCGUCGGAGAUGCUAGAGAAUGCAACGACAUCGAUCAAAUCUAUUGGCCUGUAGACUUGUUUGUUCAUGAUGAUGAAACGAUAAUCUUUACUGACUGGGCUAAUGAUCGUGUUGUUCGUUGCAACAUCACUAGUAAGAAUAUAGAAGUUGUAGCCGGUGGCAAUCGUACAGGGAGUCGAUUGGAUCAAUUGAAUCGCCCUAUCGAUGUUUUAAUGGACAAAACUACAAAUAGUCUCAUUAUUUGUGAUCGAGGGAAUCGACGAGUGAUACGACAAUCUUAUCAUCAUGGUAUCACUAAAACAGAAAUUCUUGUCAACAAUGUCGAUUGUCGAGGAUUGGCUAUGGAUGAUCAGGGAUUACUUUACAUUGCUGACUACAGGAAACAUGUAGUAAAACGAUAUCGAAUAGGAGAUCAAAACGAAACAAUCGUUGCAGGUGGCAACGGCAAAGGCAAUGGUCUACAUCAACUAAACAAACCAAGAUAUCUUUUUAUUGAUAAACAUCAAUCUAUUUACGUGUCAGAUAAUGGUAAUCAUCGCGUGAUGAAAUGGAGUAAAUAUGCGGAAAAAGGAAUUAUUGUUGCUGGCGGUCGUGGCAAAGGAAGUCUUUUGACACAAUUAUCGUUUCCUUAUGGACUAUUCGUUGAUGCAUUGGGCACCGUUUAUGUAGCAGACUCGAGGAAUGAUCGAGUAAUGCGUUGGUCUAAAGACGCAAAAUAUGGUACUACCGUUGUGGGUGGAAAUGGGAGAGUAAACGAUCAAUGUUACUUGAUUAAAUUAGCAAAAGUAAAAAUAUUUAAUGAUGAAAUAUUUGUAACAACCACAACACAUACAAUGUGA